CCGAGAUGUGCUCACAUAAAGUGUACGUCGAAUCCGCACUUCAAAGUUCAAAACUAUUACAGUUCCAUUGAGAUGUCUGUAUGUUUAUCUAAUUGAACAACUUUGAUUUUAAGAGUGUAUUGAUAAUUCUACUUAGAAGUUUAUUGUUUAACUUAGUGAUGUAGGGUUUUACUACAAAGAUUUAUUACCUGUGAAGCUGUUAAAUCUAUGUUAUUUGUUUUAAAAUUUUGACUGUUGUGUUAUGGAUAACUUAUUUAGAUAUUCGUAUAUUUCCAAUCUUAAAAUCUUAAGAUUUUAUAGACAAUAGUACUAUAACGAGUGAUAUUCAUCUUCGUCAAGAUCAUAUUUAUUACUUUAUUAAUUGAGCAGAAUAAUAAAACUGGAUAUAAGUAUAUUCUUCGUAAACCGGAUUAAGCCGGUUCACAUUAAUGUGAGCGUCAGUAACCAGGCAACCGUGUACUUCGAGGAACUGGAGCCUUGGAAACCUCUCAAGUAACAUCUUACAUCUUACCCUGAGUACCGAGUGCAGUCGUCAUGCUCGCAGCAUCAGCAAUUAUGGUCGCCAUCGUGUCCCUUAUCAGCGGGUGCGAGGCAGCGUCGUCUUCGGAUGCGACUCGGCUCGGGCCCGUGUUUACGUCUGAACCGGGCGGGCUAUUGCGGUUCCCGGCGACAGCGGGAGCGCGGGUUUGGUGCGCGGCGAGGGGGCCGGGGGACACGCCCCUCGCCGUCACCUGGCUCACCGACGACAACAUUCCGCUCACUGACUUGCCCGGACUCAGGCGAGUGUUCUCAAACGGGACUGUUGAGUUCCUGCCCUCAGCGAUACACAGAGCGGGUGUCGACGCCUCCAGUACGAUACGAUGCCGCGCCUCGAACGCGCAUGGUACGAUCCUCUCACGGGACGUUCACGUGAUACCAGUGUGGGAGCGAGAAUGGGAGGUGCGGCUGGUGGCGGGAGAGGUUCGAGCGGGCGGCAUAGCAGCGCUCCAGUGCCGGGUGAGCGGCACGCAAGCCCGCGCUGCACUCUGGUACCGACGAGACGAGCCGUUGCAGCUUUCACCACCUUCUCCAGAUUCGCGGUACCUGGUGGCGGGUGACACGCUGUUGAUACGCGAUGUGACCGCGGCGGACGCGGGCGAGUACAGCUGCGCCGUGCGAAACGAGCUCACCGGGCACACGCGCCGUGCGCCUCCCUCCGUGCUCACUGUACUGGAUGGAGCGUCUAGCAGCGCUCCCCGCCUUGCGUCCGCCUCACGACACCUGACCGUGACGAGCGCCCGUGACGUCACGUGUCUGCCGUGCGCCGCCACUGACUAUCCGCCACCUCAUUAUACUUGGUACCGUGAGGAGCAGGGUCGGCUGCAGCCCGUAGAAGCUACGGCGUCGGGUCCUGUUUGGUUUUGGGGAGGCGGCGCAGCGCUGUGUGUCACCUCCGCAGCGGCCGGCGUCCAACACACGACCGGCGCUUGGCUGUGCAAGGCAUACAACGUGUUCGGAGACGCCACUGCACAGCUCCGGCUUGAAGUAGAUGACGACUUAUCCGUCUCUCUUGCACCCAAUCUUCUGGUAGGUGAGGCUGGUAGCAUAGUGCGUCUCAACUGCACCGUAAGUGCCCCAGGCGCAACCCUGCAGUGGCUCCACAAUGGGGCUCCACUUCCCGGAGCCUCGGGCACCACACUAGUGCUGAGGGGCUUGGCACGCUCACAUGCAGGGAUGUACCAGUGUGUGGCGCGAGACGGCCUGCGUAGUGCACAGGCUUCAGCUGAAAUAAGACUUGGAGAUUCGCCGCCAGAGAUGCAGUACACAUUCAUAGAGCAGGCACUACGUUCAGGCGGCUCAGUAGCGCUGCGCUGCGUGGCCACCGCCUUGCCGCCACCACGCUUCGUGUGGCUCCUAGAUGGGCAGCCGCUACAGCAGAGCCUGCCCCGACACCGAUAUUCGAUAUCGGAGGAGAGGUCGGCGAGCGCGGUUGGCGAGGUGGUGUCGGUGCUUAACAUCAGCGCGACGCAGCCGAGCGACGGCGGCCAGUACACGUGUCGGGCUCACAACUCGCGCGGAGAGGCGCUACACUCAGCCAGACUCAAUAUCUAUGGUCCGCCGUCGGUGCGACAAAUGGCGCCCGUGCGAGCGGUGGCUGGAGAGAACAUCACCGUGCUGUGUCCCUACGCCGGAUAUCCGAUCAGGUCCAUAGAGCGAGGUGCGGUGGUCUAUGAGAGGUGCGGGCGGGGUGGUGGGGCGAACAGGGCGGGUUCGUGCGCGGAGUGCGGCGCUGAUGCUGUCCCCCGCACUGCCUGCUGAUGCCGGCGUGUACACGUGCAGCGUGAGCGCACCCGCCGCUCCUCCCGCGGUGCUCGACGUGGAGAUACAAGUCAGAAAUCCACCGAAGAUAUCACCGUUCAUGUUCUCACCGGAGCUGACGGAAGGCAGCUCUGUGCAAGUGCUUUGUGGAGUAUCGUCUGGAGACAAGCCUGUCUAUUUUUCCUGGCUUAAAGACGGAGAACCCUUAUCACCAAAAUUGCAGAUAGAAGAGAAGAGUUUAAAUGAGUUUUCACUGCUGAUGUUCCCGCAGCUGUCUGCACGGCAUAGCGGCCAGUACACGUGUCGCGUCACUAACCACGCGGCCACUGCCGAUUACACAGCCACGCUUGUCGUCAACGUGGCUCCGGCUUGGCACAUGGAACCGUCGGACAUGUCGGUGCUACUCGGGUCUCCGCUGCGGCUGGAAUGUGCUGCCCGAGGUCACCCCACGCCACUCGUCACAUGGUACCGGCGGAUCGCUGCAGCUAGUGCGGGAAUAUCGGGAGUUUCGGAAAGUACAGAUUCAGAGGGAUGGGAAGCAAUGGGGUCAGAAUGGGAGAAGGGCAGCGGCGAUCGGGGAAUUGGACGUGCGAUGGUAGUGUCACCUGCUGCCACGCGAUCGUUGGCGGGGCUAUACCGGUGCGCCGCUAGCAAUGGUGUCGGACCGCCGCUCCAUAAGCACAUUAAUGUUACGGUCCAAGAGGCCGCGAACUUUGGCAGUGCAAGCGACAUGUUGCGCAACGUGAGUGCCGUACGCGGGGAGAGCGCCAAGCUGAGCUGUAUCGCGCGCGGAGACCCUCCACUCACCCUGCACUGGUCCUACCGGGGGGCAGCACUCGACCUCACCAGCUACAGGUGGCGCGUAGCGGAGGAGCGAACGAGCGAAGGCGUGCGCUCGACACUCAGCGUGACGGCAGCUGAGCGGCGUGACGCGGGCGAGUACCGCUGUCACGCCGCCAACCGUCACGGCAGCUCCGAC
Molecule: messenger RNA, 3277 nt
Organism: Leptidea sinapis
Lineage: Eukaryota; Metazoa; Arthropoda; Insecta; Lepidoptera; Pieridae
Product: cell adhesion molecule Dscam2-like
Exons: 19
Coding region: 535-2298 (587 amino acids)
Biological process (GO): cell-cell adhesion
Source: RefSeq, a predicted model, not a curated record